AUGAACUCAGAAAACAACACGAGAGAUCCAGAAUUUCUACUUCUGGGGUUUUCAGAAAUGCCCACACUGCAGUCCCUCAUCUAUGGCCUCUUCCUGUCCAUGUACCUGAUCACCGUGCUCGGGAAUCUGCUCAUCAUCCUGGCCUCCAUCUCUGACCCCCAUCUGCACAAACCCAUGUACUUCUUCCUCGCCAACCUGUCCUUCGUGGACAUCUGCUUCACUUCCACCACCGUCCCCAAGAUGAUGCUCAACAUCCAGACCCACAGCCAAGGUAUCAGCUAUGUGGGCUGCAUCGUUCAGAUGUUCUUCUUCUUGGUUUUUGUAGAGCUGGACAAUUUCCUGCUGGCGGUGAUGGCCUAUGACCGCUUCGUGGCUAUCUGUCACCCCCUGCACUACACAGUCAUCAUGAACCCCCAGCUCUGUGGCUGGCUGGUGCUAGGGUCCUGGAUUGUAAGUACCUUGCACGCCUUGUUGCAGAGUUUAAUGGUGUUCCGGCUGUCCUUCUGCAGGGUUGUGGAAAUCCCUCACUUCUUCUGUGAGCUAAACCAGCUGGUCCAGCUUACGUGUUCCGACACAUUCCUCAAUGAUUUGGUGAUGUAUUUUGCACUGGUCCUCUUGGCCACUGUCCCACUGGCUGGCAUCCUGUAUUCAUACUCCAGGAUUGUGUCCUCCAUCCGGGCCAUCUCGUCUGCCCAGGGGAAGUACAAGGCCCUGUCCACUUGUGCAUCUCACCUCUCCGUGGUCUCUUUAUUCUACAGCACAGGGCUGGGGGUAUAUCUCAGUUCUGCGGCCACCCACCACUCGCGCUCAACGGCCACGGCCUCUGUGAUGUAUACAGUGGUCACCCCCAUGCUGAACCCCUUCAUCUACAGUCUGAGGAACAAGGAUGUCAAGAGAGCUCUGAGGAAGCUCUUAGGAGGCAAAGCCUAA
Perognathus longimembris pacificus (Pacific pocket mouse) is the source of this 930-nucleotide messenger RNA. Its product is annotated as olfactory receptor 7A10-like. Gene Ontology annotation, biological process: G protein-coupled receptor signaling pathway. The record is from RefSeq and is a predicted model, not a curated record. Gene Ontology annotation, molecular function: G protein-coupled receptor activity; olfactory receptor activity. The coding region runs from base 1 to 930 and encodes 309 amino acids. NCBI's taxonomy places the organism in Eukaryota, Metazoa, Chordata, Mammalia, Rodentia, Heteromyidae. Gene Ontology annotation, cellular component: membrane. The transcript has a single exon.